Messenger RNA from Catharus ustulatus (Swainson's thrush), 2756 nucleotides. It is a transcript of the gene VRK1, whose product is annotated as VRK serine/threonine kinase 1. Bases 245 to 1483 code for a protein of 412 amino acids. Gene Ontology annotation, cellular component: cytoplasm; nucleus. The transcript is spliced from 14 exons. The record is from RefSeq and is a predicted model, not a curated record. NCBI's taxonomy places the organism in Eukaryota, Metazoa, Chordata, Aves, Passeriformes, Turdidae. Gene Ontology annotation, molecular function: ATP binding; protein serine/threonine kinase activity. Gene Ontology annotation, biological process: peptidyl-serine phosphorylation; signal transduction.
GGGCGGGCGGGCCGCCAGGGGCCGCGGGCAGUGCGGGAAUUUCGGACCGGGAGGAAGGAGCGGCGCCGGGCCCGCUCGCGCAGGAGGCCUACAAGUCAUAAAAAUCUGCGAUUUUAGGAUCAGGAAAGGCCUGGUGUCUAAAAAUGGGGCUAAGCCGGUUUCUGUCAUUAGCUGUGGUUUUUCUUCCUAUUUCUUGCUGUUCGACAUCCUUGUUUAAAACUUCACCAGCUGCAGACAAGGGAAAAUGCCAAAUAAGAAAACGGCUGGAAAAAGAGCCCCUGCAAAAAGGAAACUUGCUGAAGUGUUUGCUGUGGGGGAGGUUCUAGCAGAUACAUCAAGAAAAGAAUGGAAAUUAGGUGUCCCUAUAGGGCAGGGAGGCUUUGGACGCCUAUAUCUUGCUGAUGUUAAUUCUUCAAAGUCGGUUGGCAGUGAUGCCCCUUAUGUUGCAAAAGUGGAACCCAGCCAGAAUGGACCUCUUUUUACUGAGUUAAAGUUCUACAUGCGAGCUGCUAAGCCAGAUGAAAUUCAGAAGUGGACUAAGUCCCAUAAACUGAAAUAUUUAGGUGUACCAAGAUAUUGGGGUUCUGGCUUGCAUGAAAGAAAUGGAAACAGCUACCGAUUUAUGAUAAUGGACAGAUUUGGCAGGGAUCUUCAGAAGAUGUAUGAAGAGAAUGCAAAGCAAUUUUCCCAUAAAACUGUACUACAGUUAGGCCUGAGAAUACUUGAUAUUCUGGAAUAUGUCCAUGAGCAUGAAUAUGUGCAUGGAGACAUCAAGGCUGCAAACCUCCUUCUGAGUUACAAGAACCCUAAUCAGGUGUACUUGGUGGAUUACGGACUUGCCUACCGAUACUGUCCUGAAGGCGUUCACAAAGCAUAUAAAGAAGACCCUAAAAGGUGCCAUGAUGGAACUAUUGAAUAUACCAGUAUUGAUGCACACAAGGGUGUGGCACCAUCGAGACGUGGUGAUCUGGAGAUUUUGGGCUACUGUAUGGUUCAUUGGCUUAGUGGCCAUCUACCAUGGGAAGAUAAUUUGAAAGAUCCAAAUUUUGUCAGAGACUCAAAAAUCAGAUGUAGAGAUAAUAUUUCCAUUUUGAUGGACAAAUGCUUUCCUGGGAAAAAUAAACCAGAUGAAUUAACCAAAUAUAUGGAAAAGGUGAAACUGCUCAGCUAUGAAGAGAAGCCUGUUUAUCAGCAUUUCCGAGAAAUACUUCUGCAAGGUCUCAAGGCCAUUGGACAAAAAGAUGAUGGCGUGCUUGACUUUGGCUCAACAGAGAAUGGAGACUUUCAAAGAAAUCCUGUGCAAAAGAAGAAGCGAAAGGCAGCAGCUGCUGCCAGUGAGAGCGCUGAGGUGGAAAUAGAAGAUACCGGAAGUCCAAAAAAAAAGAAAGCUGCUACUUCUAAUGCAAUUGCUACCAGAACCCAGAAAACGACCUCACCAAAACCCAAGAAAAGCACAGCAACCAGAAAGCGAGUCCAGAAGUAAAUAAUACAUGGAGCAACAAAAUAAGUUGCUCUGUGGCUCAUUUCUGUGUUAUUUUUUUGGGUGGGUUAUGUUUUUUGUUGUUGUUGCUUUUUUUGUAGCACUGGAAUAUUUUUCUUUCCUUUUUUAAAUGAUGAAUCCUGUAAAAAAUGGACUGCUGUUUGUACCUGGUUUUGAAGAAUAAAUGUUUUAUUAAAAUAUUUGCAUAAUUUAUGUAUACUUAAAUACUAAUGCAAAAUUUUGCCAACUUUUGAAGUGGGGAUGCAUUUUUAUUCUUUAUAUACAUAAAUUUAUGUCUUACAGGCAAACUAAAAGAGAGUGCUUUUUUCCUGCUUUGUAAUGUAGAGAUAAAGCCUUAUUUAAUAGUUUCAUUAUGGAUACUGUGUAAAAAACAGCAGUGUUGCAUCUGAUUUCUUACAGUUUUGAGUAAAUUCAUAUUGGUGGUCACUUAAAUAUGCACUGAGAUGAAGUCUGAAGAAGCAGAAGUAACUUUUAAAUAUGUUUUAAGUGUUCAAAUUCAAAACUACACAAGGCAAAAAAUCAUGUCUUUCCAUUCUAGUUUGGAUGAAAUGCAUUUAAACAAUUCUUUGGAAGACAGGUACUGAAUUUUAGCCAUUUUUUUGCAUAGUAUUUGUGUUCGUAUCAUUUUUCCAAUUAUUCUCAGUUUCCUUGGAAAGAAAGAGAUCAGAAUUUCAGAAAAAGGACCCGGGGCAGAGAAAAGAACCAACCAAAAAACAAUGCCUAUUCUCAACCACCCCCUCAGGUUUUCUUUUUAUAUUAGUGAAAAGAUUAGAAUGUAAGUGUGAGUAACUUUAUACAGGAUCUAGUUCCAGUGAAGUAUUGUCUCAUGUCUGCUUCUAGCAAUAAUGGUUUACCAUUUUAAUACUUGAGGAGCAUGUAAUCUUCCAAGUUCUUUUGUAAAAGUACUUCUUUGGUUAGCUUUGAGUCCUCUCUUCAGAGUUGUAAGUCAAAAAAUAGUGUUGAAUUGCGGUGUGAAACACUGCUACUUUUCAUAUAUCUACUGCAACAUCCACGUUAUAAGGCAUGAAUAUCAUUCUUAUCAGGGCUACCGAAAGUUUGGCAAACCAAAAGGAGUCCAUAUGAGCCAGUGAGAGUGUGUUCGUGUGGUUGUCCAGCUUGCUCGAUUGUAUAAUGUCUGAGUAGCAACUCAGAAGAUUAAAUAAAUAUGUUGUAGCAUGAAAUGUUGAAUGAAUGAAUGAUGUUAUGUUUUGUAAUGAGGGAAUCCGUUGUUUUGAAAUAAAACUGGAAUACCAUA